Molecule: messenger RNA, 1201 nt
Organism: Macroventuria anomochaeta
Lineage: Eukaryota; Fungi; Ascomycota; Dothideomycetes; Pleosporales; Didymellaceae
Exons: 2
Coding region: 1-1092 (363 amino acids)
Source: RefSeq, a predicted model, not a curated record
AUGUACAAACUCGUCUACCUUUCGUUGUUGGGUCUAGCCGCCGCAGUACCCUCGCCGCAGCGGAACAGGGGAGGCGGUCAGCAGCGCCAGACGGCGCAGCAGCAGGCUGCGAAGAUACCGAUGGGUGUUACACAGGCGCAGGAUGGGAGCAUGAUUUUGGAUGAUAUGGUCAUGGUGAACGGCCUACCAAUCCGUUUCAAAAUCGCAGCCCCAGCAGACCAAUUCCUCCCCGCAUCCGGCGUACCCGGCGCAGCAGCAACCUCCAGCAAUGGCACCAUGGGCGCGAACGUGCUCCUCCACGGCGACGGCGGACAGUCUUUCUUCGACAUGCCCAACCAAAACGUGCAAGCCAACACCAUGGGCGUCGCGCUCCUCGCACCGGACCCGAACCUCUUCUGGGGCGGCGGCUCUGGCCUGCAACGUACCGACGGCGUAGCCCACGCGCAAGCAGUCAACGACUGGAUCCAAAACGAAAUGCCGCAGCGCGUCGCCGUUAAUAUGUCAGCAAUGGUGUUUACGGGUGUGAGUGGAGGCAGUCUACUAAUGUCCGGAUUCUUCAUCCCAGCGCAGAUGCAGAACUACGCCCCGAGCGCGGUGGAGCUGAACUGCGGCGGCAUGCCGCCACAAGUCGCGGUGCAGAAUGCUGCCGCUGUGGCGAGCACGAGGAUGCAUUUUCAGUCCACGCAGUCCGAGCUGAAGCUUCUGCAGGGCAGCAUUCCGCAGGCUGUUACCGCGUAUGAGCAGAUUGCGGCUGAUCAGGGGUUGAGCGCGGCUCAAAUCAAUCAGCUGCAGACGGUGGAUAACACGCCGCAGGGUGGGCAUUGCGAGUUUGAUGGGCAAGAUUUUGUGUCGGGCGUGCAGACUAUGCUGACGAGUUACUCGAAUGUUGUGCAGGGUGGGAAUGGUGUUGUGACGGGGAUUGGCGCGCCGAGUAAUGGGCAGGUUACGACUGGUGUAGUUGGGAAUGAGAACCUGCAGUUCGUGGGUGGGCGAAAGCGCGAGACGAAAUCGAUGGUCGUUGCGAGGUGGGCGCAGGAUGUCGUCGUCGAGGAGGAUGUAGCGCUCCUGGCGUGCGAUCGUACCUCGUGCUAGUCGCCGAGGAAGUCGCACCUAAAGAAGUCAAGUAAGCAGACCCAAGCAAUAAUUCCCAUGUGCACGUUCUCUUGUUGUCAUGUCUCUGGUAUCGCGUUCGGACUGUCAC